GUCGGGACCAGAGCUCCCCAGGCUGCAGGGACCCAGGGCACCGAGAGCCCCAGAGCUGCAGGGAGACCCCACGCACCGAGAGCCCUCCCAGCUCUGCCCAGGAGCUGCCACUGGCCUGGCCCCAAAUGCCUCCUGCUGCAGGAUGGCAGCACCACUGCUCCCAGCAUGGUCCCAAUCCUUCUUGGUGGGGAUCCUGCUCAGCCUCCUUCCUCCUGCUUCAAGCCUUGCGCCAGUGACGGAUGAAGACGCCGCCCUCCUGCCCGAGGUGCCCAAGAGCAUCCGCUGCUUCUCCCGCUCCUUCGAGGACUUCACCUGCUUCUGGGAUGAGCGUGGGAAUGCCACCUUCCGCUUCUACUACCACUACAGCACGGAAGGAGCCCGGGAGUGUAUGCUGGUCACGCAGCAGCUGCAGGACGGGGGUUGGCGCCACAUCUGCGUCUUCCCCAGCCAGGACGUGCGGCUCUUCACCGAGCUCUGCCUCCGUGUCGUGGACAUGGCCAACAACUGCACUGUGCGCACCCGCAAGCUCAACGUGGAAGACAUGGGGCUCAUCUCCCUGCCAGCGAACAUCACAGCCGUUGGGGCCGGGGCUGCGGGGCAGCUGUGGGUGCACUGGGAGCCCCCCAUACCCGAGUACUCCUCCUUCUUCAUCUACAAGGUCCAAAUCUGCACCACGGGCUCCAGGGAGCCAGGCUGCCAGGAGGUGUUGGUGAGCAGCACAGCCUGCGUCCUCGCGCUGCGCCCUGGGCAGACCUACCGCAUCCAGGUGUGCACCAAACCAGAUGGAUCCUCCCUGAAUGGGACCUGGGGCCCCUGGUCGCCUGCAGUGCUCGCCGAGACGCCCCACUCUGCAGAGGAGUUCGGGCUGCGCUGCUCCACACCCGACCUGCAACGCGUGCACUGCGAGUGGACCCCAGCGCCCACUGAUGCCAAUGGCUCCCACACACUCUUCUACCAGCCCCAUGAGAGCCCAGGCCCCCCCAGGGCUGAGGCCUGGCAGCGUUGCCAGGGGGAGGCAGGCACCGGGCCCCAGGGUGCCCAUGCCUGCACCUUCUGGCUGGGGAAUGCCAGUGCCACGACCAUGAUGGUGAAGGUCACACGGGAUGCCCAGCCGGCGCGCAGCUACUUUGGAGAACCCUUCCACCUGGACCGGGCCGUGCUGACGGCCCCGCCGAGGAUCCUGCAGGCCAAUGUCAGCGCUGGGAGGCUGUGGCUGCAGUGGGCAGUGCCGCUGGCUGAGCUGGCCCAGCACAUGGUGUACCAGGUCCGCUACGCCACCGACAGCAGCCAGGACUGGAAGGUCCUGCAGAUCCAGCACGCGGCAGACAGCGAGGUCCUAGACUUGCGGGCUGGGUCCCGCUACCGCUUGCAGGUGCGUGCCCAGCCCAACGGGCAGCAGUUCGGGGGCUACUGGAGCGCCUGGUCGGAGGCUGUGGUGGUCCAGGCCCCGUCGGAAGCAGGCUGGGUCGUCCCAAGCCUUGCUGCGGUGCCGCUCUUCUUCACGGGGCUCCUGCUGGCGCUGCGGUGCACCUUCCCCUCCGCGUACAGCAGCGUGAAGCAGAAGCUCUGGCCACCAGUCCCGGAUCUGUACCGCGUCCUGGGCGGCUUCCUGAGCGACAGCAGCAAGCAGCUCCAGGCCAACGCGCUGUUCUACAAGCCCCCAGAGGAGCUGGUCCUGUCCUGCCUGCUAGAGAUCAUGUCGGAGGGGAGCGGGGCUGAGCUCCCUGUGGAGCCCGCCCCCCUGAAGGUGCCAGGCCUGGGGGUGCGUGUGAGCCCUGCAGAGGAGGAGGAGGAGGAGGCGGCAGAGGCCGGGAGCCUGGGCUCCCUGCAGCAGGACUACAUGGUGCUGCGCCCUGGCAGCCCCAUUGGCAGCCACUACGGCAAUGAGUACUUGGACGGUGCAGGCGACACCGCCCCCCUGGGCAGCUUUGCCCUGCUCCUGCCUGUUUCGGGGCUCCCGCAGGUUGGGGCCGCUGCCCAGCACCCGCCACACAAGCGACUCGGCAGCCUCCAGGCCCACGGCACUCCCCUGGACACAGAGGCUGAGGAGACCUGGGGCCUGCCCGGCUCAGGGGAGCAGCCCAUGCCUGCAACAGACAUUGCCAACCAGUCCUACCUGCUGAUGAGCAGCUGGGCGCAGCCGCGCGGCCCCUGAGCCGAGUUGAGCUGGUGCCUGCGCCCGGCUGGACAAACUGCGGCGGGGCACAGCCACUGCAGCCUGGCCCAGGGUCUGCACUGUGCACGCAGCAGGGACCCACGAGAGCAGCUCCUCUGCGCCCCGCGCUGGCCACAGCUGAUGGUCCUACUCCCCAGGGGCCAGUGCAGCAGCACCUGUCAGGGAGCCCCAGGCCCAGCCACCCCCCGGAACACGCCCAAGAGCCCCAGCCCAUGUGGGCACCCAGACACACUGUUCAUGGGGGAGCGCUGCAGGGAAGCAUGCCCAUGCCGCGUCCCUGCAAUCCCCACGAUCUCCUCAUGAUGGCCAGGAGCAGACUGGCCUGCAGGCAAGGGAGAGCCGGGCGGGCGGGGGGAUGUGCGCGCGCCCAGGGCUGUGCAGGGGCUGGGCACAGUGGUGUGGAUGGCUCCACCACAGACACCCCUCUCCCCCCACCCCGAGAAUGAAGCAAGAGCAGAAUUAGGUCCUGGCCCCCAGCCCACUGCUGUGGGAUCUCCCCAUGGUCCAGCUGGCCCUGAGGCUUCCCGCCGGGAUGGAGGGCAAUAGGAACAUACCUCAGUGCAUCCCUGGGCCCCGCCACUUGCCUGUGCCAAGCUCUGCCCCCACCCCCACCUGUGCCUGCCUCGCUGCGGAGCGCUGCCUGCAGCGCGUGGCACAUCACCAAUAAACACUCGUGCACA
Messenger RNA from Alligator sinensis (Chinese alligator), 2856 nucleotides. It is a transcript of the gene MPL, whose product is annotated as MPL proto-oncogene, thrombopoietin receptor. The coding region runs from base 143 to 2155 and encodes 670 amino acids. Gene Ontology annotation, cellular component: external side of plasma membrane. Gene Ontology annotation, molecular function: cytokine receptor activity; protein binding. The transcript has 12 exons. Lineage: Eukaryota; Metazoa; Chordata; Crocodylia; Alligatoridae. Gene Ontology annotation, biological process: hemopoiesis; positive regulation of cell population proliferation; cytokine-mediated signaling pathway. The record is from RefSeq and is a predicted model, not a curated record.